Daphnia pulicaria is the source of this 1113-nucleotide messenger RNA. RefSeq names its product COP9 signalosome complex subunit 7b-like (gene CSN7). Gene Ontology annotation, biological process: COP9 signalosome assembly. NCBI's taxonomy places the organism in Eukaryota, Metazoa, Arthropoda, Branchiopoda, Diplostraca, Daphniidae. The coding region runs from base 181 to 984 and encodes 267 amino acids. The transcript is spliced from 6 exons. The record is from RefSeq and is a predicted model, not a curated record. Gene Ontology annotation, cellular component: COP9 signalosome.
CUAUUGUUUCUGUUUCCGCGCAACCAUAUUUUAGAAGCUCCGAAAAAGUUGCGCGGACUGCUUACAGACUACAGUGAAUCUCAUUUUUCUAUACGAUAUACCUUGGCUAUGCUAUCAGACGUUGUAGUAGGUUAUUAAAGAAGAUUUUUUGUCAUUUAUGCGAAAAUUGUGGUGCCGAAUAUGACGACUGACACUAAACCUACCAGUUUCAACCCCCUUGAACAGUUUGUACUGUUAGCAAAGUCGGCUAAAGGGGCUGCAGCUGUUGAAUUAGUAAAGCAGGCUUUAGAAGCUCCUGGUGUUUAUGUUUUUGGUGAACUACUCGACAUGCCCAAUAUUACAGAGCUUCAAACUGAUCAAUUUCAACCUUACUACAAUUUGCUGAAAUUAUUUGCCUUUGGAACAUACAGACAAUAUCUUGAAAACAGUAGUUCAUUGCCCGAACUAACUCCAUUUCAGCAGCAGAAACUGAGACACUUAACAAUUGUGACACUAUCUGAAACCAACAAAUGCAUUCCAUAUGAAGUGUUGGUCCAGCAACUUGAUAUGAAGAAUCUCAGAGAACUUGAAGAUCUUGUCAUUGAAGCCAUCUAUGGAGACGUUAUUCAUGGGAAAUUAGACCAGCGUAACGGUCGUUUGGAAGUUGAUUUUGCAAUUGGUCGAGAUGCUCAAGUCAAAGACAUUGGCCGAAUCAUUCAAACUUUGAACGAUUGGUGUGAAGCAUGUGAUGCAAUUCUCGGAGCCGUUGAAACCCAAGUCAUGAAUGCAAAUUGUGAAAAGGAAAAGCAUAUCAAGCAUCGUGUCGCUAUCGAGGAGGAAGUUUUGAAUAUUAAAAAAACCUUGAAAUCCCAAAUCCAGGAAAGCGAUGAUAUAUCUCUUACUGGUGAAACGCGCAAUGAAAUGUUAGGUGACAAAGGUAAGAAGCUUGCCAAGGGAAAAGGAUUGAAGACCAAUGUUCCAAAUAAGUUUUGGAAUAAAUCCUGAAAAUUUGUAAUUACUCCUUAAUGUUUGUAUUCACUUAUCCCUGAAAGCAUUGGACUUGAUUCACCCAUGGUAUUGUUGUCUCAAAGAGUGUUCGCAAUGAAAUAAAUAAAGAAAAUUUCUUUAACUGCA